UGCAAACAAACGUAAACACGUAGCUAGUGUGGUGGAGCUGGAGGCAACCUUUGAUACUGGCACGUCAACUCACCAAAGUCAAAGAACCCGUGUCGAGAAAAUAAAUCCAGUUAGUUUUGACUGGUUUGACGACUUCUGCAUCAAGAGAGGUUUAUAUUUAACCUAAAAUUUAAAUUCUCAGGGCACAUUCCACGAGUUUUCACGCCAGAAUCUGACACAAACUUAUUGGGGCCGAGGACGAGGUGCAUCUAAUUUCUAAGCGGCCGGUGCCGGGCAAAUACUACACGUCAAACCCGGGAAGGUGUACAUUCCUUUGGUGAUCUAGCGGUUUGAAGAAAGAAAGAAAGUACAGGAAAGAUGUCGUCCUGGACAGGACUCCAAUCUGUUCGAGAUUGUCAGACCCAGACCUUUAGUCAGGAUGAGCUAGAGCUGGCAUCGAUGCAGGCAGCAGAGAACGCGAAGAAUCACCAGAGAGAACCAGAGGCAUCCGUGUCAAGAGACGAGAAAGGAGGGAAAGAAGAUCAGCCCUUGCUGUAUGGCACCGAUACAAACCAAGGCAGGCAGGAGGAUGAGAAGCCACUGAAUGGCACAUCAGCACAACCUCCUUGUGGAAGAGGUACAGGAGCAGAUCAUGGCGGAGAUUCAGGGACAGAUCGAGGGGCAGGGGGAAAUCCUGGCAAAGGUCCAAAUGCUCCUAAAGAUCCGAAUGCUAAAGCCAAGAAAGUCGCCAAGUAUGUUAUUGGGUUUACCGCAACAGCAGCUGCCAUCGGUAUUGGAGCUUUCAUAGCAGCACCUUUCGUACUAGUAGGUAUGGGCUUUACUACAGCUGGCAUUGCAUCCGGCUCUAUAGGUGCUGGCAUGAUGUCAGCAUCGGCCAUUGCAAGCGGAGGUGGAGUCGCUGCAGGGAGUGCUGUGGCUGUACUGCAAUCUGUUGGAGCAGCAGGCGGAUUAGCCGCUACUGCUUGUGCUGGCUUAGGUAUUGGGGGUGCAGCAGCUAUCACUGGUCUGGUUGCAGCAGGAGAGGUGACGGUGGGCGCAGUGAGAUACAUUAAAAAACAGAAGAACAGAUGCCCAACUGAGGAUGCAGCUACCCAGACAGAUCCCAAACUGCCUGAUCGGUCUUUUUCUAACUUAGGAUAUCAAAGACUUUUGGAAAAGCAACUUGAGGGUAAUGUCAGUACCCCUGUUGUAUUCCAUCCAUUUCAAUAAGUUUAAAUGAUGAAAAGAGAUUACGCAUAAGAAUUGAUAAUAAGUUUAAGAUUUUUAUUAGGAACAGAUAGAUCAGGGGCUAAAGAAAAGAAAAUUACAGGCAAUACACCUAGUGAUACAUAUUU
Messenger RNA from Strongylocentrotus purpuratus (purple sea urchin), 1334 nucleotides. RefSeq lists its product as uncharacterized. Gene Ontology annotation, cellular component: mitochondrion; membrane. Gene Ontology annotation, biological process: apoptotic signaling pathway. The transcript is spliced from 2 exons. Lineage: Eukaryota; Metazoa; Echinodermata; Echinoidea; Camarodonta; Strongylocentrotidae. Bases 358 to 1209 code for a protein of 283 amino acids. The record is from RefSeq and is a predicted model, not a curated record.